CUGAGAGAGAGAGAGAGAGAGAGAUAGGGAGAGAGGGCGCUUUCUCCAGCUGCGGUGACAGACCCGCAACACAACAUUGUUACACUCGACUCGGGAGCACUUCUGCGCGAUGCAAACAACCGCACCGGCCGCGGCAAAGCAGCGAUAAACCAGCCGGGUUUAAAAGCUGCGCAAACCCUGCAGUGUUGGGAUGACAACAGACACACGCUGGUCGAUUAAUGGACUGUGUUACAGACUAGAUUCCUUUUUAUUUUGCACAACAAUCUGAGGGAGACAGAGUCCAGCACUGCAACCGGGCAGGUGAGUGCAAGUCCCCCCCCCUUCCGCCACCUCAUGCCAUGGAGAAGUACGAGAAGCUGGGGAAGAUUGGGGAGGGAUCGUACGGGGUCGUGUUCAAGUGCCGGAACAGAGACACGGGACAGAUCGUGGCCAUCAAGAAGUUUGUGGAGUCGGAGGACGACCCUGUCAUCAAGAAGAUCGCGCUGCGAGAGAUCCGCAUGCUCAAGCAACUGAAGCAUGUGAAUCUGGUGAAUCUGCUGGAGGUUUUCCGCAGAAAGAGGAAGCUGCAGCUGGUGUUUGAGUUCUGUGAGCAGACCGUGCUGCAUGAGCUGGACCGGCACCCCCGCGGAGUCCCGGAGCCUCUUCUCAAGAGCAUUGUGUGGCAGACACUGCAGGCCGUCAACUUCUGUCACAAACACAACUGUAUCCACAGAGACGUGAAGCCUGAGAACAUCCUGCUCACCAAGACCGGCGUCAUCAAGCUGUGUGACUUCGGAUUUGCGCGCAUUCUCACGGGUCCAGGUGAUGACUACACAGACUACGUGGCGACGCGCUGGUACCGCGCCCCCGAGCUGCUCGUGGGGGACACGCAGUACGGGCCCCCGGUGGACGUGUGGGCGAUCGGCUGCGUCUUCGCUGAGCUGCUGUCGGGGAAUCCUCUGUGGCCAGGCAGAUCUGACGUGGAUCAACUGUACCUGAUAUGCAGGAGCCUGGGUGACCUGAUCCCGCGCCACCAGCAGGUGUUCCGAUCCAAUCUGUUCUUCAGUGGAGUCAGCAUUCCCGAACCCGACACCACGGAGCCCCUGGAGAAGAGAUUCCAUAACGUGUCAGGCCAGGCGCUCGUCGUCAUGAAGGCCUGUCUGGUGAUGGACCCUGCGUCCCGCAUGUCCUGUGAGGCUCUGCUUGAGCUGCAGUACUUCGACAGCCAGCGAGGGGACGACACCGAGGGGGUGUCCCGGGACCCCGAGAGAGGGGCGGGGCGCAAACACGAGAGGGGGGCCAGGAGGAGAGUGCAGGGGCCGCAAUACCUCCCCCAUCUACCCAGCAGCAACAUCUCCCCAGCUCCAGAAGUGAAGAAGCACUUCAAACACAAGUUCGACCAUCACCUUCCGAACAUCUGAACGGGGGAGGGGAGGGGCGGAUCCUGGCUGGAAGGGGGCGUGUCUAUCCCGAUUCUGGCCUGACGUGGGAUAGGCAAAUCAGCGUUUGAUGCAAAUAUUAAUAUUAAUAUGUAAAAUUCGGCCGAGCGUUCUCAAGACUGCUACGACGCUGCUUUGUGGUUUUAACGAUGUCUCCUUUAGCGUUUCUGUAGUGCUGCCUGGGAUGCAGGUAAUGGGAGGAUGUUAGAGGUGUUCGUUCCCGUAGAAAAGCACUUCUGCCCACCUCACAGUCUGUCUGACUCGGGCCUGCUGCGCUUCACCUGCACAGGGUGUUCAAUUGCGGUGAACAGUCUGUGGAGAGCUGUGAAAGGCCGUCUGAUUUAGAACGACACAGUUAUAUUGAUGUUAGAAAUCUACAUAUUGAUGCAUUUCAAUGAUUUAGUUAGAAAGAGAUGCAUUGUGAUCUCCCGACAACCAUCGUCGCCUGUUGGAUGUCACCCCCUUACAUCAGUUGUCAUCUGCUGGUGAUUAAAUAUAAUUUCAAAAACCCGAUUCCACUUCAGAUCUGUUAUUGUACAAUGCAGUUAACGAGAUACACUGUUUAACCAAACAGGAUGUGCAGUCUGGGGCUUUCUUUCUGUGCAAAAUCAAAGAGACGCACAGAGACCGUGUAUGUAGUUCUAUUACAAUAGCAACAGUCUUCACAAAUACUGAGAAUUGUUUUAUUAUUAUUAUUAUUAUUAUUAUUAUUAUUUUUAUUAUUAUUAUUAUAUUAUUAUUAUCUACAAUACAGAUGCCGUUUUGUAGCAUAAAGGAUGAGAUUGUUGCAUUUCAAUAAAAAAAUCAAACAGAAAUAUCUAAUAAUGUCUUUUGGAAAGUUUAAUUAUUAAUGAUGUUGAAUAAUGUAACAUUCAUAAUAAUAAAACAAUGAAAUUGAAUGUUUGUGUGUGAAAAUGGAUUUGUCUCAAACAAUUGUUCCCAACCAGCAACUAUUAUUAUUGAAAUCUAUCUGUCUGUCUAUCUAUAUUCAUUUAUUUGAAAAUAACUUUCAGUCUAAGCAUUCAUGGUCUGGAAUAUCGUUCUAUGGCAAGUAUAUGCAUAUCAGGGAUUGGAAUAUAACUCCUACUGCACAACCCUUUCAUCCAGUCCUGGUUUUACUAUGAGCUUGACCAACAGUGUCUAGGUAACAAGCUCAGGUGUGUCUUCUUAAACUCACAGUAAAACCAGGAAAGGAUCACACUGCUAUGCAACUGGGGAUUAUUUCCAUCCCAGUAUAAGAACAGUAAGAUACUCACGUGUGCUGGUGAUACACAGUAGUUAUUAUUAUUAUUAUUAUUAUUAUUAUUAAUAAUUUUAUUAAUUUUAUCCAAAGCGAUGUAGAGACUA
Messenger RNA from Polyodon spathula (Mississippi paddlefish), 2765 nucleotides. RefSeq names its product cyclin-dependent kinase-like 1. Gene Ontology annotation, biological process: protein phosphorylation; intracellular signal transduction. The record is from RefSeq and is a predicted model, not a curated record. Lineage: Eukaryota; Metazoa; Chordata; Actinopteri; Acipenseriformes; Polyodontidae. Gene Ontology annotation, molecular function: MAP kinase activity; cyclin-dependent protein serine/threonine kinase activity; ATP binding. The transcript is spliced from 10 exons. Gene Ontology annotation, cellular component: nucleus; cytoplasm. Bases 339 to 1400 code for a protein of 353 amino acids.